Carya illinoinensis is the source of this 2751-nucleotide messenger RNA. RefSeq lists its product as uncharacterized. Lineage: Eukaryota; Viridiplantae; Streptophyta; Magnoliopsida; Fagales; Juglandaceae. The transcript has 4 exons. The coding region runs from base 1 to 2751 and encodes 916 amino acids. The record is from RefSeq and is a predicted model, not a curated record.
AUGAUGGUGGUGACGAGUUUAUGGCCGGAGAUGAGUAUAUCGAUGACAUGCAGCAUAUGUUGGAUGACGUAUGGGCAUGCACCUUUGUUGAUGUGCCCCAAGAAAACACUGCCAAAUACUCCACCAAUACCUGAAGAUUCCCCAGCAACUGCUUUUGACAAACUACUGGAUGAUGCUCGACGUCCUCUUUUCGACGGGUGUACAAAAUUCACAAAGUUGUCAUUCAUUGUCAAGUUAUUACACAUCAAAUCAAUCGGUGGAUGGUCAAUUAAGUCAUUUGACAUGCUCCUUGAUCUGUUGCAGUCAUCUUUUCCUGAUGCGCUCUUGCCACAAUCAUAUGAGGAAUCAAGGUCUUUGGAGCGCGGGUUGGGUUUCAAGCACGACAAAAUCCAUGCGUGCCCCAAUGACUGCAUCUUAUUAUGGAAGGAAAAUGCCACUCUCAAUGAAUGCCCUGUAUGUAAGGCUUCGAGGUGGAUGCCAAAUGCACACGGCUCAUGCGUUAUACCUCAAAAAGUGUUGCGCCAUUUUCCAUUGAAACCGAGAUUGCAGCGUCUUUUUAUGUCUACAAAGAUAGCAGGUGAUAUGAGAUGGCAUAAAGAGCAACGGGCGAUAGAAGAUACUAGUAUGAGACAUCCGGCUGACUCUGAGUGUUGGAAGAGAUUUGAUGAACAUCAUAGUUGGUUUGCUGCGGAUCCACGCAUUGUUAGGCUCGGUCUGGCCUGUGAUGGAUUCACUCCCUUCAACAACUUGGCUAAGCCCCAUAGCAUUUGGCCAUCACCAGGGAAUGAGAUCGAUGUGUACCUGCAGCCGUUGCUUGAUGAACUGCUUGAAUUGUGGGAAUAUGGGGUAUCAACAUAUGAUGCCGUAUCUAAGGAGACGUUUAUGUUGCAUGCUGCAUUGUUGUGGACAAUCAAUGACUUUCCUGCCUACGGGAAUAUUUCUGGUUGGUCAACAAAGGGAAAAUUAGCUUGUCCGUCUUGCAAUGCCGAGGGUGACUACAAUUGGUUGAAAUAUGGCCAAAAACAUUGUUAUAUGGGACAUCGACGCUUCUUACCGCUAGAUCACAUAUGGAGACGACGGAAAGGAUUGUUCAACGGUAAAGAAGAUCAUCGCAUGCCGCCAAGAGAUAUAGGAGGAUACGAUAUUCUGACUCAAUUACAGAUGAUUGGGGAUUUUCAGUUUGGCAAAUCUCGAAGGAAGAGAAAACGUACUGCUGAAGAGCUGAACUGGACAAAGUGUAGCAUAUUCUUCCAGUUACCUUAUUGGUCAACACUUCAACUUCGGCAUAAUUUAGAUGUUAUGCAUAUUGAGAAGAAUAUUAACGAAAACAUCUUAUUCACUUUAAUGAACACUCCAGGAAAAACUAAAGACAAUAUAAAUUCAAGGCGUGACUUGGAGAUAUUGGGUUAUAGAAAAGAAUUACAUUUGAGGCGUGAGGGUGAUCAUAAUUGUGUUUCUCUACGUGAUUGCAAAAUUGCCGGGUUAAAAAGCCACGAUUAUCAUGUUUUCCUUCAAAGACUACUCCCAAUUGUUGCUGGGGGGUUUCUAAGAAGUGACAUUACCUUGGCUUUGAUUGAACUGAGCACGUUCUUCAAAGAGUUGUGCGCUCAAACACUGGAUGUGAAUCGCCUAUCUCAGCUUCAAACUGAUAUCGUCACCAUUCUAUGCAAACUAGAGAUGAUAUUCCCUCCCUCAUUUUUCGAUGUCAUGGUCCACCUAGCUGUCCAUUUGCCUCGUGAGGCCAUACUUGGGGGUCCAGUACAAUAUAGAUGGAUGUACCCAUUUGAGAGAUACCUUGGAAAAUUCAAACGGUAUGUUAAGAAUAAAGCCCGACCAGAAGGUUCAAUAGCCGAGGCCUACAUUCACACUGAAUGCCUGACUUUUUGCUCUAUAUACCUAAAAGAUGUUGAGACGAAGUUCAAUCGAGCGGACCGCAAUGUUGAUGCUGACGAAGAAGAGACUAUAGAUGGAUUCAUAAUUUUCAAUCAGAAAAUCCAGGAACAUCGUACCCAGCAUCCACAUGAUGUGUCCGCUGAUCUGUAUGCGUUAGCUUGCGGGCCUAACCGUUGGGUUGCAUCAUAUGAUGCUUGCAUAAUAAAUGGAAAAAGGUUUCAUACGAGACAACUUGAACUUCAUCGGCGUACACAAAAUUCUGGGGUGUUGGUAACGGGGGACGAGGCCACAAAUAACGCUGACUUUUACGGUGUUAUUAAUAAUAUCGUAGAGUUACACUACAUGGAGUGGCGUCGGGUAUACCUAUUUGAAUGUGAUUGGUUUGAUGUUGGUGAUCAAAAACGAGGGGUGCGGGUGGAUGACCAUAUGAUUAGUGUCAACAUGAAUAGGACUUGGUAUAAGGGUGAACCAUUCGUGUUGGAGAGCCAGGCUGAUCAAUGUUUCUACAUAAGAGAUUUAAGAUCGAAAGGGAAUUGGGGUGUUGUGCAAACCUAUACAAAUAGGAAUGUAUAUAACAUUCCGUCAGUGUCACGGAAUCUGGAAGAUAUUAAUGAUGGGGAGCCAAGUACAAAUGAGGCCGAUCAAGAAAAUGAGUCUUCUGAUUACUAUGAACCAGUUCAGUGUGGUAAUGCAGAUCCAAUGUCAACUCCAUUGGAUAGGAAUGAUAUACCACCUAGCCAUAUUGAAGCACAAGAAGUCAUGGAUGUGCAUGGUCAAUGCAUAGAUUCAACAGGCUUUAUUAAUGAUGCCAUGAUUUCUUCUGGUUCCGGAGAUGCGUAUAGUGAGGGGGAAUAUUAA